UGGAGUUUAUGAAAAUUAUCAAAAUAUAGGGAUUUAAAGGGUUUUAAACAGUUUAAUUAAUCAAUUUGGAUAGUUAAGAUAGUUAAAUAUCGUGAGUGAAUACUUUCAAGUGUAAAUUACAAGAUAUAAAGCGAAAAUUUCAGUGUGAUGUAAAUUGUUUCUAAAUUUCUAUUAAUUGGACUUGAUUUAUGCUAAAAAAUAAAAAUGGUCAUAAUAAAUGUUAAAGUAAAAACGCUAGAUUCGCGUAAUCAUGACUUUACGGUCGAUGAAGAGAUGACAGUGAAAGAAUUUAAGGAGCAUAUUUCUGAAAAAGUAGAAAUUACUGCUGACCUUCAGAGACUUAUUUAUUGUGGUCGUGUCUUGAAUGAUGAAAAACCACUAAAAGAAUAUGAUGUAAAUGGAAAAUGUCUUCAUUUGGUUCAAAGACCACCUCCUUCGUCCAAUUCAUCGACUGCAACAACAAAUAGCGAAGGAGAUACGCGACGUUCAAGAUUACGUGAUUCAUUGCCAGAUUUUGAGAAUUUGAUGAUGGGAAGUUUCUCAAUUCCAGUUCCUGGACCUACAAAUAUCGUUGGACCUGCUCAUACAACAACAUCAUUAAAUCCAUCAUCAACACUUUGUGGUAAUCGCAUUACAGUUGCACGACAUAUGCUUCAAUGCGCUGAUAAUAUAGCUGCAUAUUUAGAAAAUCCAGAAAAUGGGUUAAACAAUCAAAACAUGGACUUAUUGUCACAACAAACAAUGGAAUCUACAGUCUUAGAAGUAGGCAUUUCUGCUGUAACUGACGUUGAUCUUCCACAACAAGAUGUCCAAAAUAUUGUACAAGCAUUUCAAGGAGCUGUUUCAGCUGCAUUUCGUCAGAAUGGAAUUAAUAAUAUUACUGUUCAACAUAAUGAUCCAAUUACGUCAGGUCCAUCGGGAACGACUACAUCAUCAUCAAUUACUAUUGAAUUUCCUCCAAAUAUUGUUGGAACUGAUUCUGCAAACUCUGAAUCACCACAAUCGACUGGCGAUCAAGAAACUAAUCAAAAUCAGCCAGAAAUAAUUUCUGUUUCACCGCCAAUUCCACCAAUACCACAACAGCAGCAACCACCUACACCUCCUCCUCAACCGUCUGUUUUUAAUACAUUACCUACAUCUACAGGAACGACAGUUCAAAGUGGUAUGACUGGAGCAAGAAGACAACAAACAACAAGCACUCAAACUUUAGGUGAAGUCGUUGGACAAAUGAGAACCGUUCAAAGUCGAUUAGAUCCAUUUAUUCAACAAUAUUAUGAUAUUUUACAAAAUGAUCCAGCUUUUCCCGACGAUACAGCUCGCGAUAAUGCUCAACGCAUAUUCGAUAGAGUCUCAGAAGCUUUGCAUUAUAUGUCACACGCUCAACAUGCUAUUUCCGAUUUAAUGUUAGAUUUAAAUCUUCAAACGCCACGUCACUUGUGCUGCCGACCGAUAUUAGUAGAACAAUCUGCAUUUGUAAGCUCAGGAAUAUCCGCUUUACCUCCCGUUGGUAGCAUCAAUAUAGGCCCAUUGUUUGCACGUGGAAACAUCAAUUUAUCAAAUAAUAAUCAGCCUAAUGCUGCUAAUCAAGGGCAAAAUAUUAGUAAUAAUAAUAACAACCCCAGUACCAUCAACAACAACAAUACGAUUAACGAAAAUAUGAUUCCACCAUCAUUGUUUUCUGCAUUUGGUAUUCCUCAACCGAAUCCAGCACAGCAGGCACAGGCACAACAACCAGCAGCAGCCACACCACCGACGCAAGGUGCAAAUCCAUUGAAUUCAACAUCGUCUUUAGGCACGAAUACAACAAACAAUCAAACAACUGCAUCAAGCGGAGCAAAUAAUCAACAAGGUCAGUUACCAAGAACACGAAUCUCCCAGCUGUUUGUUCCAAUUUCGAUGAAUCGAUCACGUCGUGUAAUCUUUCGACGUUCUUCAGACUUUGAUGAUGCUGGUGACUCUCCAACAUCGGAAGAUAUCACAGGCCAGAAUCGCAAUGCAAAUAAUAAUGAGCGCUAUCGUAAUUUCAUACAAUCAAUAAUUUCAUCGGCUGGUCAACCGAAUGCAGAAGUGCACAUUAUAAAUGCCAAUAUUUCAAUUCCAGUGCUAAAUUCAUUGCAAAAUCCAAAUAGCAAUCAAAAUUCGUCGACUAAUGCAAACGGUGCAAAUGGAGCAACAAGCACAUCAACGCCAACGGAAAAUGUCACGUCUUUGCCAGAGACUACACAGGCUCGAGUUACAACCAAUACUCAGCCAACGACAAGCACUCAAACGCGCUCAACAAGUAGACCAAUUUUGACGUCAACAACGCUUCCACCGACAUCGAUUCGCAAUUUCAGACCGAUACCAGCAAACAACUUCUUGUCAUCUUUUGAUAGAUUUUUACCAUGCAACAGUCAUCACAUUCGAGAUGAUCAAAAUCAGACACAACCACAGCAGAAUCAACAGACUCAAACAAUUCAUGUUCGUCCGCAACGUCGUACAGUCUCGUUAGAUAGAAACUCAAUGAGACAAGCGCCAGCCAAUGCAACAAUUCAUAUUCCAACACCAUUAAAUAUGGAUCAACAAUCUGCUUCAUCGACAAUUGGAAAUAAUCGUUACCGACAUUUCUCUGGUGUUAAUAAUAUUACAGAUGAUGAGCUUAAUCAUCAAAUUAAUGUAUUUGGCAUUCAAUUAAGCCUUCGUGACUUAGAUAGCAUAACAUCCAAUUUUUAUGAUACACAACGUGAUGGCUUGAGAGCAUUUUUAAUGCAAAAUUACUUCAGUAAUGAUGAAAUUAAUGACGAUACUAUAUCAAAUGCAACUCGUGACAUUUUAAUGGAACUAGGGAAAUAUUUGGAACGAUUAUCGACUUAUCAACAUCCUGAUUAUGAUGUCCGCAAAUCAAUUGAGAAUUUGAUAGGAAAAUCAUUGCCAUUUUUAAUAAAUUUGAUAGUUGAAGAUGAUUCAACUGAAUUUGGGACUAGAAUAGAACGUUUAUUGGUGACAUUUUUGGAAAAUGUCUAUAUGAUUCUGGUCAAAUGUAUUGGAAUUAGGGAUACAGAAAAAUAUUUAAAUGAUAUUGCAAAUUUAGUUUUGACUGGCGAAAUAUCUCGUGGAAAUUUAAGCAAAUUCCCAGCUUAUGUCAUUAAGACCUUCUUAAUUGAACGACGCAGUUAUGAUUUGUCAGAAAUACAAGAAUUUCUAAUCAUCAAAAGACCGGCACCGCAAAUCAAUGAGACUCCUAUGGAAGUAGACGAUGAAAUUAUGGUAGAUGCUGCUAUGAAUAUUAUCGAAGAGGAAGAUGAAGAAGAUUCGAGCAAUGCAAUUCAACAAGAAGACUUGUUAAGCGAACCAUUGCCAAUAAUUGAACGAUCAGAGCCAUGGCAUGCACAAUUUCCAUCAAAUUGGUUGCCAAUUAUAACGAGAGACAUUUCUCGUCAACGACGUCAGAGCCCACAACCAGCAUAUUCAGACGCUUAUAUAACAGGAAUGGCUUCAAAGCGUCGUAAAGUUCUUCUUAGCAAGAAACCGUCAACAAAUGUCCAGCAUUUAAUAGCAGAUGAUGUACGCACCGCUUUGCAUACAACCAACAAGUCAGGACCGUCUUCAUCAAGUGGUGGCAGUUCCUCGAGCAACAAUGCUCCGAUAGAUGAAAUUGUAUCGUCAAUUGCUAACGAUCCAUCAAUUCAAAAUGCUUAUAAAGAUGAGGUUAAGGGUAAUUUAAGUCAACGAUUAAAGAAUGAUCCAGAUUAUGAGCCAGAAAAAUAUCCAAAUUCAUCAAAAUACUUUAAAUGAACACAAUUUAGGCUGAUUGGUAUGAAAUAUAUUCUCUCAUCGAUGUUUUCUAUCUUACUAUCAUUAUUAUUAUUAUUAUUUUCCAUCAAAAAUUAAUGGAAUCAAGCUUUUCAUUUUUUUCUUCUUUUUUUAUAUUUUGGUACUCAUUCAUAAAUUAAAAGAAGGUUUCUACAUAAUCCAGAGAUAUUUUGUUCUCUGACAUAUUCAACUACACAUACACAAGAAUUAAAGAUUUAUAUAAUUAUGAAUUAUGGUUUUUUAAUUAUAAAACAUGUCAAAUUUUUUGAUUCUGAAUUGUAGAUUUGACGAAAUGAACUUUCUCAAUUAUUUGAAAAUGUAUCAAAAAUUAUGCAUGACUCGCGAGUUACAAGCGAAAUAAAAGAAAUUCACAUAAAAAAUUAAUAA
Molecule: messenger RNA, 4179 nt
Organism: Chironomus riparius
Lineage: Eukaryota; Metazoa; Arthropoda; Insecta; Diptera; Chironomidae
Source: the annotation of a GenBank genome assembly